GAAUCUGCCCCUUACUGCCGGUAAUCCAAGUAUUUCUGUGAAGAAUGGCUGACCGGAUAAAUGAGAGCCACCAGCGCUUCCUUCAGGCGCUCAUGUCCCACGGCAUUAUGGAGGGCUCUGCUGUGAGGGCAUUACACAGGCAUUGCUGUGAGCUCCACAAAGUUCACUACAUGCAUGACAAGUUAGAUGACUUUGUCGGGGUCUUAAAUCGACAUCUGCAGCCUCUGUUUAUGACAAUAGAGAAAGGAGUAGGUGAAGAGGAUGGACUUACGUACUAUGCAUUGGUGAACCGUGUAGAAAAUGAUAUUACGAAAAUGGCUUCAGAUUAUGCUGAAAAUGAGUUGGAGCUGUUCAGAAAAACUAUGGAGUUAAUUAUUUUAUCUGAUAAUGGAUUCGCAACUUCCAUAAGUAUUCUCAACCUCGCUGACGAGCUGCAGAGCAAGAAGAUGAAAAAGAAAGAAGUGGAACAACUGCUGCAGAGUUUUGUGCAGGAAAAGUGGUUGAUUGGGAGAAAUGGAGAAUAUACCCUUCACACUCGCUGCAUUAUGGAGUUGGAACACUACAUACGGAACACAUACCAAGACGUUGCUAAAAUUUGCAAUGUCUGCCGCAAAGUAGCUAUUCAGUCCCAGUUAUGUGAAAAUUGUGGAAUCCCGCUGCAUUUGCAGUGUGCUGGAAAAUACUUUCAUGGAAAAGCCAACCCGACAUGCCCGAAUUGCAACGAGUCGUGGCCACAUGAGAUUCCAGAUUUAAACCAAGUCAGCUCACAAGGACCGUCCCAUUCUCAGACAGAGACAGUCCGAGGUCGGAACCAGAGAAGCAAGAACACUUCCACAGCCUCAAGAACAAGUCGAUAGUGACUUCAUAGUCACACACUGUAUUCUAAAGUUUUAUUAUCAAAAUAGAUCAGAAAUAAAAAUAUUCAUCUCUAAA
Xenopus laevis (African clawed frog) is the source of this 933-nucleotide messenger RNA. It is a transcript of the gene nsmce1.L, whose product is annotated as NSE1 homolog, SMC5-SMC6 complex component L homeolog. Bases 45 to 857 code for a protein of 270 amino acids. The transcript is spliced from 8 exons. Gene Ontology annotation, molecular function: ubiquitin-protein transferase activity; ubiquitin protein ligase activity. Gene Ontology annotation, cellular component: nucleus; Smc5-Smc6 complex; chromosome, telomeric region. NCBI's taxonomy places the organism in Eukaryota, Metazoa, Chordata, Amphibia, Anura, Pipidae. The record is from RefSeq and is marked provisional. Gene Ontology annotation, biological process: DNA repair; double-strand break repair via homologous recombination.